Serendipita indica DSM 11827 is the source of this 1584-nucleotide messenger RNA. The record is from the annotation of a GenBank genome assembly. Lineage: Eukaryota; Fungi; Basidiomycota; Agaricomycetes; Sebacinales; Serendipitaceae.
AUGAACGCAACCACCCUCAGUAAUCUUAUUUCUCAAAUCGUGGAGAACCUCCCUGAAAAUGUCCGACAUUCUCUCAGCAAGGUCACAACGGUGCGUGCAGUCCAAGUUGGACUGGGGCUUGUCAUCGUAGGCCAGUUCUAUCGCUCGUGGAAGAACAGGGUUCCUGUCCCUAGAUACGGUGGAAUUGUCUCAUUUUCUGUUCUUUUAUCGACGAUACGAAUGAUCAGGAGAGGGCCGACUGUUUGGUCAGAGUAUUACUCCAAGUAUCCUAUGGCCAUGAUGCCAAAUGGUAGUCGAUGGCUCCUUGUCGUGCGAGACGAAUUCGUAGACGAAGUCAACCGGGCGCCCGACAGCGUGCUAUCCUUUGCUUCUGCGACCGAAGAGACCAUCCAAAUCCCAUAUACUCUUGGGGCUCAAGUCGCGGACAAUGAAUACCAUCAUAUUGUUAUCCGGAACUAUAUGACUCGUCAUCUCCACUCCAUUUUUCCAGAGGUGUACGACGAGGUUAGACAUACGCUUGAGAACGACAUUACGCUCAAUACGAAUGAAUGGAAAGAACUUCACGUCUUUCCUUGGGUACUUGACGUCAUAGCCAAAGCGAGCAACCGCGUUUUUGUCGGCACUCCGCUUUGCCGGAAUCCUGAAUGGCUUUCAAUCGUGAUCGAUGGCGCGACAUCUGUUGUCAAAACAGCCGCUAUCAUCAACAUGUUCCCUGUCCAUCUGCGAGGCAUUGUCGGAUGGCUUGUAUCCACUAAGGAUGCUCGCAAUCGACAAGCGUCAGUGCUCGCUAAAGAUGUGAUUGAGGCGCAUCUAAACCAAGUUGGCAAAGCCGAAAAUGCAGACUUUCUCGAUUCCUUGUUAUCCGUUGCUCCCCAGGAGGAACUCAACGUCGAAGAUAUCACAAGGCGUAUCAUCACGGUUAAUUUUGCGGCGAUUCAUACGAGCUCCCUUAACCUUACUCAUGCACUCUAUUGGAUCACCGCUCGCCCUGAGUAUGUGGAACCCAUGCGCGAGGAGAUUGAGGCUGUGAUCACAGAGAUGGGCUGGUCGAAGAACGCGAUCAGUCAUAUGCCCAAAGUCGAGAGCUUUAUGAAGGAGUGUAUGCGUGUUGUGCCACUUGGUUCAAUUUCGAUGGCCAGACGAGUUAUCAAACCGUUUACAUUUUCCAAUGGCAUUUCUCCGCCAAUUGGGACUAUCAUAGCCGCGCAUGUCUAUGCAACCCACAUGGACGAGGCACACUAUGCCAACCCGGGAACAUUCGACGGAUUCCGCUUCGUCAAGUCAGGCGCUGAUGUAGAAGGGAAACCGAAAGAGACAAUGUACUCGACAUCAGCAAGCUAUAUGGCAUUUAGCCACGGACGACAUGCUUGCCCAGGACGCUUUUUCGCGUCGAUGGAGCUCAAGAUCAUAUUCGCCUAUCUUGUUCUGAAUUACGACUUCACCUGGCCCUCCGAGGUUACAAGAAACCUCAAACCAGGGGAAAAGUAUCGACCAAAGGAUAUGUGGUUCGGAAGCACCUUUGUUCCGGACCCGGAGGCCAAGAUUUUGGUUCGAAAACGGCAGGCAGAGUCGUCAUUUGCAUAG